Messenger RNA from Penicillium malachiteum, 1122 nucleotides. Its product is annotated as cysteine synthase A. The coding region runs from base 1 to 1122 and encodes 373 amino acids. NCBI's taxonomy places the organism in Eukaryota, Fungi, Ascomycota, Eurotiomycetes, Eurotiales, Aspergillaceae. The record is from RefSeq and is a predicted model, not a curated record. Gene Ontology annotation, molecular function: cysteine synthase activity. The transcript has 2 exons. Gene Ontology annotation, cellular component: cytoplasm.
AUGUUCCGUCAAAGCAUUAGACGGUUUGGUACGACAGCCAUUCGUGCUGCUGCCAACGAGGGUCGUUCCGCGUACACUUCCCGGGUGUCUACAGCGCAGGGCGUUGUCAAUGGCCUUACGGAAGCAAUUGGAAACACCCCUUUGAUCCGGUUAAAGCGACUUUCUGAAGAGACCGGCUGCAAUGUUUUGGGCAAGGCAGAAUUCCAGAACCCUGGUGGUAGUGUGAAGGAUCGGGCUGCGCUAUUCGUUGUGGAGGAUGCCGAGAAGAAGGGACUACUCCGACCUGGCGGUACUGUUGUUGAGGGCACUGCAGGAAACACCGGCAUUGGUCUUGCACAUGUUUGUCGGUCAAAGGGCUACAAGCUAGUUAUUUAUAUGCCCAACACUCAAUCUCAGGGUAAGAUUGAUCUGCUUCGUUUGUUGGGUGCCGAGGUAUACCCGGUCCCAGCCGUCGCAUUCGACAACCCCGAGAACUAUAACCACCAAGCGCGCAGACACGCCGAGUCUCUGGAUAAUGCGGUUUGGACCAACCAGUUCGAUAAUACUGCCAACCGUCAAGCCCAUAUCGAGACUACUGGCCCUGAGCUAUGGGCUCAGACUGGCGGCAAGAUUGACGCUUUUACCUGCGCUACCGGCACUGGUGGUACUCUAGCUGGUAUCACUCGCUACCUCAAGGAGGCCAGUAAUGGUCAAGUUAAGAGUUUCCUGGCCGACCCACCUGGCAGUGUGUUGCACAGCUACAUUCAGAGCGGCGGAAAGCUAAUUGACCGAUCCGGUGGUAGUAUCACUGAGGGUAUUGGCCAGGGUCGUGUCACUGAUAACCUCCAGCCUGAUAUUGAUCUCCUGGAUGGCUCUCUGAACAUUAGCGAUGAGAAGACCAUUGAAAUGGUCUACCGUUGUCUGGAUGAAGAGGGUCUCUACUUGGGAGCUAGCUCUGCUCUGAAUGUGGUGGCUGCUAAGGAGGUUGCUGAGAAGCUGGGCAAGGGCCACACUGUUGUCACCAUCCUGUGUGACGGUGCCUACCGAUAUGCCGACCGCUUGUUCUCGGCCACCUGGCUUGAGAGCAAGAAGCUUCGUGGUGCCAUCCCUAAGCACCUUGAGAAGUACAUUGUCUUGCCUUAA